Molecule: messenger RNA, 1200 nt
Organism: Cavenderia fasciculata
Lineage: Eukaryota; Evosea; Eumycetozoa; Acytosteliales; Cavenderiaceae
Exons: 4
Coding region: 1-1200 (399 amino acids)
Molecular function (GO): hydrolase activity
Source: RefSeq, a predicted model, not a curated record
AUGUUGGUAGUCUUUACCGAGACAUUAAACGAUGUAGAGAUGGAUGAUGUUAAAAAUGAUUGUAAUGGUAGUCUCACAAUCUUCAUCUUCAUCAAUGGAUUAGAUUUUUUAAAAAUUAAUGUUGGUGAUCCAGUUUUGUUCUAUGCCAACCAAACUUGUUUCUCUCGGUAUCCAACGAUGAUUGAACCAGCCAUGGUUGUUGAUAAACUAAGAGAUAUAUACUUGCAAGCAGUAUUCUUUUGCUUAAUGUCAUCAUCAACGUCGUCAACUACCGACUCUAGUACAACUACUUCUUCUUCUUCACCUUCACCUCCUUCAACUUCUAUAUUAUCACCACCCUAUCUAAGACCAUCAAAAGUUGGUAAAAAGAAUGUAACCAUUCAAGUACAAGGUAAAGAAGACAAGACACCUGUACAUUUAGAAGGAUUUCUAUCAUACAUUGAAGAUGAACACAAUGCAAACAAAGACAGUGCAGUAUACAGAGAAUUGAUGGAUGUUGGUAUUGUCAUUACACAUCCUCACCCCAUGUUGGGAGGAUGCUACCAAAAUAAUGUUGUAUUGGGACUUGCAAGCUAUAUCACAAAUCAUUUACACGUACCAACACUCUGUUUCAACUUUAGAGGUGUUCGCAAGAGUACUGGUAGUGGUAGUUGGAGAGGUGGCUCUGAAAGAGCAGAUACACUUGGAGCAGUCGACUAUCUAUUAAACGAGGUGCCACUCGAUCGUCGUCCAUCUCGUAUCAUUAUCAUUGGCUAUAGUUAUGGAUCUGUGAUUGGCAUGUCUAUUGCAUCUGAACGUGAUGCAAUCAUUGGAGCUGUAGCAGUCUCUUUUCCAUUUGGUCCUCUUACUCUAAUGUUAUUAGGUCAUCUAUUAGAUCCUGCUCUAUUAUUAAACAAACCAAAAUAUUUUGUUAUUGGUGAUCAAGAUAAUUUUACUGGUACCACUAAAUUUAAACAAAGAAUGAAUGAAAUGAAAGGAGAUAAAGAUAAAUUAAAACACAAGAUUUAUCCAAAUAUUGAUCAUUUUUAUGGUGGACAAGAGAAAAUGUUGGCAAAAGAUUUAUGUAAUUGGGUUUUAGAAUUAUUAAAUUUACCAAUUACUCCAAUCAAUAAUAAUAAUAAUGAAAUUAAUCCACCUUCGCCAAUUUCAAUUUCACAACAAGAAUCUUCUUCUUCUUCUUCUUCUUCUCCAAUAAUAUAA